Trichomycterus rosablanca is the source of this 1675-nucleotide messenger RNA. It is a transcript of the gene sebox, whose product is annotated as SEBOX homeobox. The coding region runs from base 487 to 1440 and encodes 317 amino acids. The transcript has 3 exons. The record is from RefSeq and is a predicted model, not a curated record. NCBI's taxonomy places the organism in Eukaryota, Metazoa, Chordata, Actinopteri, Siluriformes, Trichomycteridae. Gene Ontology annotation, molecular function: DNA binding.
AAGGCUGAAGACAGCAGUGUGAAAACCUCUGACUUGCGGUGGAGCAAUAAAACCUCUGACAGUAGUUCAUUCAAUACUUUAAAGUAUGUAUUUAAUCACAAACUACCUAACAUACAACAUGAAAUGUGAAAAGAACAUACCGCUAUAAAUACAUAUUCCAAAUAAACCGACGCUCAACGAAGCGACUGAAAAAAACGUCAUGAUUUUUGCACAUGCGCGUUAAAGGGGAAACAGGGGGCACUGAAUUCUCCGUAACACCUGUAAGGGGACACUUAAGGGAUCAAAGGUGUGAUCAUCACCCUCGAUGUCUAUUAGAUCAAAAAGACACAAUGAACUGGACACACAGCAGACAGAUGGGCAACACCUCACCGGAUGAGUUGGGAUAAGAUGGGGUAGGGGAGGGGUAACAGGUGAAGGUAUAAUAAUGGAAAAUGCAUUUCGGAUGGAUUAGUAGUUGGAGAGGACCCAGGUCCCUGUACUGAAUAAAUGCGAGUUAUGUCGUUGUUUAUGGAACAGACCUAUGAUUACAUUCAUAACAUUAACGAGGAAGGAGAAAUGGACUUAAUCUUCAACAAAAACUUCACAGAUGGGAUGAAUGAGAACGCCCUGUCCUCACCUGAAGCAGAACUCACUGUACAACCGGAAGCUCAGAGGAAACGGAAGAGAACCAUCUUCAGUCGCGCGCAGUUAUCAGAGCUCGAGCGUGUUUUCGUCAUGACUCCGUACCCGGAUAUUACACUGAGAGAGAGACUCGCUGCUCUCACCCUGCUACCUGAGAGCAAGAUACAGGUGUGGUUUCAAAACAGACGUGCCCGAAGCAUCAAAAGUGGCAGACUGACCAGACCAGUAAAGAAAACCCCAUCCACAUCCAAUUACAACCCAGCAAUCACUUUCCCUCUCCCCAAUCUCACUCUUCCAUCUUCUGCUGCAGCAGGCCAGAGGAACAUACCUGAAAGUUAUCAACCAUCCAACAGAAACAACCAGCAGCAGCUGGAUUGGGCGAGACAAGCGCUAGGCCCCUGGCCUCAAAAUCUGCCCCACUCUACCCCUCCUGUCCCAUCCAUAUCUCCUGACAUUCCUGAAGCACUCGCCGGGGGAAACAGACAUGAAAGUACCUCAAUUUUUACAGCUCAGACAGCAAUGCCAAUCCAUUCCUUAUCCCAGCACCAGUGGAGAGGGAUUGGAGAGACGGGUACAAACACAGCCUCGUCUGGAGGGGUUUCAGGGUACCUAGGCAAAGCGCAAUGUAAUAUUAAUAUGAACAGACAUCAAAAUCUAUCUGUGGACCAGGUUGUUUCUUCACAAUCUGCUCAAGGUUGUUGGGAGGGAAGAAUGCAUAGACAAGGACAUGGACAUGUGCACUACCCUCAGACCUCCUUAGGAGAAAGCUCUGACCUUAUCUACAGUGCUGCUGUGGUCACCAAUCUGGAAAAUUUCUGAUUACAUCCUAAUGGACUAAAACAGGCAUUUAUUUAUCUGUUUUCUUCCUCAAUAAUUUAAUGUAUUUAUCUAAAUUUUUCAAGUGAUGUAAAAUGAAUGGUACUGUAUAAAUGUCCUACAAUAAUUUCAGCAGUUUUAAAUUUAUCCAAAAUGUAAUGUCCAUUUAUGAACUGUUAAUUUGUACAUGAUGUAAAAUACCUUUGUUAAAAUGUGGUGUAUUCCUGUGUAAAGAUCC